This is a messenger RNA of Kuraishia capsulata CBS 1993, 1482 nucleotides long. RefSeq lists its product as uncharacterized. Gene Ontology annotation, molecular function: RNA polymerase II cis-regulatory region sequence-specific DNA binding. Lineage: Eukaryota; Fungi; Ascomycota; Pichiomycetes; Pichiales; Pichiaceae. Gene Ontology annotation, cellular component: cytoplasm; nucleus. Bases 1 to 1482 code for a protein of 493 amino acids. The record is from RefSeq and is a predicted model, not a curated record. The transcript has a single exon.
AUGAGCCCUUUUCCGGCCUCAGGAACUGCCACUGUGCCGAGCCCUGCCCCAUCUUCAUCUUCGGUGGCUAGUUCGCCUUCCAGUGCGAUUGCCAAAAAAAAGGCUUCGGCCGUUGUUGCCGCCGGUCCACAGCUCCCCCGGCCAUACAAAUGUCCGUUGUGUGACAAAGCUUUUCACCGAUUGGAACAUCAGACGAGACAUAUACGCACCCACACGGGUGAAAAACCUCACCAGUGCAAUUAUCCGGGCUGUUUCAAGAAGUUUUCUAGGUCCGACGAAUUAACCAGGCACUCUCGAAUUCACAACAAUCCGAACUCGAGGAAAAGGCUUCAGACAGUCAAGUCCAAUGGUUCGCUGAACUCGGUGUCAAGUGGUUCUUCACCAUCUACUCCCCAGCAAAGAAACACAAGUCCUACGAGCAAGAAACAAGUCAAGAAGGAAAAAGGAAGCAAUCCUGAUUCGGAGGACGAGCUUGACGAGGCCGACUUGCCGCAGCACCAGCAGCAGUACGGAGACGAAUCGGUUAAAAGAGAAUCCGAUUCUGAGUCAGAUGAGAACGAAAACGAGAGUAGUGAUGAGAAGCUGACAAUUCCAAUGGGCAGUUCUUCGAAGCUGGAUAUAGACAUUCUUGCGACUGCCGCGUCUCAAGAGCUGGACAAUUUGCAGAAAGAUGAAAAGAACUUGCCGUAUGUGAAAUCGUUGCCCUCUUUGACGAGAUACUUCAAUGAAUCUGCGCAAGGCCAGCAACUCCAGCCGAUUCAGCAACCCCCGGUGCAGCCAGUUCAUCACCAUCCACAUCCAAUCAGGCCGCCGCUGAGUUCGCUGGCUUCGCUUCAGAGAAUGACCCCAUUAACAAACCCUGCAUCGUUGAACGUUUCGCGAUCUCAGGUGUCGUUGUCUACCCUUGCACGAUCGUAUUCGAACACAGAUCUUGAAGAGGCUGGAAAGUAUCAGCCUCCCCAAAUGUACUACAAGAAGUCCAGGCCGAACUCGCCCUUGCUACCGAAGUCACCAAGCACGGCUUCGUUCUCGCAAUCGUCCUCUUACUCGAAUUUGAACCAUAUGUAUCAUCUUCACCAGAAGGAUUCUUCUAACGCGUUGCACCUAUUGGCCGGUCUGGGAAACCAGAUGAUGCAUCAUCAGACUCCAGAUGUGACUCCGUUGCAGACUCCUUCGGUUUCGCCAAAAUUGGCACCAGUGGGAUCUUCAACGGCACUUCCAUCCCUCAGGAGUCUGAAGCUUGAUUUUCCAGAGGACAUACCCAUCUACCAACAACAGCAACUAGGCCAGCAGGUGCCUCAAGGUAUGAAAAGUCACCAACCACAGCAGAUAAAGCCUCAACAGAACACAUCAGCCUCUUCAUCGGUUUCAUCGCACUCUAAGCCCAUUCCGCUUACACCAGGAACCCCUACGACGGGAUCCUCGAUUCCCUUUGGCUCUUAUAGCAGCAAUGGUUCUCCACAGCAAAAGAGGUAUCCGUGA